Molecule: messenger RNA, 1484 nt
Organism: Papilio xuthus (Asian swallowtail)
Lineage: Eukaryota; Metazoa; Arthropoda; Insecta; Lepidoptera; Papilionidae
Gene: TrpRS
Product: Tryptophanyl-tRNA synthetase
Exons: 9
Coding region: 154-1359 (401 amino acids)
Biological process (GO): tryptophanyl-tRNA aminoacylation
Cellular component (GO): cytoplasm
Molecular function (GO): ATP binding; tryptophan-tRNA ligase activity
Source: RefSeq, a predicted model, not a curated record
UGCGGAUUGUCGGUAUUUCAUCAACGUUGCAAUUUGUGUGAAGUACUAUUAAAUUUAGCUUAAGUUAAAUGAAAAUUGUGUCAAUUAAUUUUAAUAAGUAAUUGUACGUUUUAAUAAUCGAAAUAGUCAGUCUUUUAUAUACUAGUUGCAAAAAUGGUAGAUAAUCAACUCAAUAAUAUCUCGUUAAAAGAUGAAGAAGACGAUGUUGUAGACCCAUGGAACGUAUCAACCAAAUCGGAAACCGGACUUGAUUAUGACAAAUUAAUAAAAAGGUUCGGAAGUCAAAAAAUAGAUGAAGAACUUAUAGAAAAGUUUGAAAAAGUAACUGGAAAGAGAGCACAUCAGUUUCUCAGACGAGGAAUAUUCUUCUCUCAUAGGGACUUGAACACUAUAUUGUCGCUUCAUGAGUCCAGAAGGAAGUUCUACCUGUAUACUGGCAGAGGUCCAUCAUCAGAAAGCAUGCACAUUGGUCACAUGAUACCAUUUAUGUUCACCAAAUGGCUACAGGAUGUUUUCAAUGUACCGCUGAUUAUUCAGUUGACUGAUGAUGAGAAGGCGAUGUGGAGAGACAUCAAAGUUGAGGAUGCCCGUAAAAUGGCACACAGCAAUGCCAAGGAUAUUAUUGCGGUCGGCUUUGACCCAUCAAAUACUUUUAUAUUUAAUGAUUUGGAUUUUAUUGGGCAGUGCCCAGCUUUCUACCAGAACAUGGUUCGGAUACAGAAGUGUGUGACCUUCAAUCAAGUCAAGGGUAUAUUUGGUUUUGGGGACUCUGACGUCAUUGGCAAGAUAACAUUCCCCUCAAUAGAAGCUGCACCUGCGUUCUCAACCACAUUCCCAUUUAUAUUCGGCGACAAAGUUGUGCCGUGCUUGGUGCCGUGUGCGAUUGACCAAGAUCCAUAUUUCCGCAUGAGUCGCGAUGUAGCCGCACGGCUCAAGCUGCCGAAGCCUGCGCUCAUCCACAGCACCUUCCUGCCCGCGCUGCAGGGCGCCCAGCACAAGAUGUCUGCCAGUGAUCCCAACGCAUCUAUAUUCCUUAACGACACCCCUAAACAAAUCAAGAAUAAGAUAAACAAGUACGCGUUCUCUGGUGGACAGGCGACAGUGGAGGAGCACAGGGAGAAAGGUGGCAACACAGAUGUUGAUAUAUCCUUCAAGUAUCUCACCUUCUUCCUUGAAGAUGACGACCAUUUGGCAUCGAUUAAAAAAUCUUACGAAUCCGGUGAAAUGUUGACUGGAGAAUUGAAGAAAAUCGCGAUAGAUACAAUAACGCCUAUCAUACAGGAGUACCAGGCGCGCAGAGCUCAAGUCACCGAUGACGUCAUGCAGGAGUUCUUCAAAAUCAGACAAAUUAAAGUUUAAUUAAAAAAUAUAUGCUAUUAUUUAUUGUUGUAAAUAUAAGCUUAUAUGUAAACAUGUUUUUUAUGCUAUGACUAUGCGAUUCCUAUUUAAUACUAUGUUUAACAUAAUAGAAUUAUUUAUUUUUA